UUCUUCACAGCAGGAUGUAUUGAAGGGGAAAGAGAGGGUAAUCAGAGUUGAGCUGGUCGGCAUGCAGUGGACUGGGCUUAUCCAGUGAUUUUGUAAAGUUUAUUCUUCAUAAGGAAGGAAGAGCGAAUGUGGCAGCAGGAAAUAGAAAGGAAAUGAGAAACAACGCCCGCUCCAGGAUGGAAGGUUCGGCGGGACCGGGUAACAAGGCGAACGGGCCCAUUGAACCGCCCAGCAGCCUCGUGAGCCCACCAAUGGCCCCGGAUGAACUGGACGAUGAGCCUCAGUCGUCUUUGACGGACGUCACCCAAAUGUGGAUUAAAUUUGCCAAGACUUUCGCCAUCAUCUUCCCUAUCUAUAUCUUGGGAUACUUUGAGUUCAGCUUCAGUUGGGUUCUCAUCGGACUCGCCAUGUUGUUCUAUUGGAGGAAGAACCACGGCCACAAGGACUACAGGAUAAACCGUGCCUUAGCGUUCCUGGACCAUGAGGAUAAAGCUGCGAAGCAAAGCGUGCAGACUUCUGAGCUGCCUCCAUGGGUCCAUUAUCCAGAUGUUGAGCGUGUGGAAUGGCUGAAUAAGACGGUGAAGCAGAUGUGGCCGUUCAUCUGCCAGUUCGUGGACAAGCUGUUCAGAGAGACCAUCGAGCCGGCCGUGAAGGGCGCCAACCCUCACCUCAGCUCCUUCUGCUUCACCAAGAUCGACAUGGGCGACAAGCCGCUGAGAGUGAACGGGGUGAAAGUUUACACGGAGAACGUGGACAAGAGACAGGUCAUCAUGGAUCUACAGAUCAGUUUUGUGGGGAAUACGGAGAUCGACGUGGACAUUAAGAAAUACUACUGCCGAGCUGGAAUCAAGAGUAUUCAGCUUCAUGGAGUGAUGAGAGUGGUGAUGGAGCCUCUGCUGGGAGACAUGCCUCUAAUCGGAGCCCUGUCUGUGUUUUUCCUCAAGAAACCGUCUCUCGACAUCAACUGGACAGGACUCACAAACAUGCUGGAUAUUCCCGGUCUCAAUGGUUUGUGUGACAACAUCAUCCAGGACAUCAUCUACAGCUACCUGGUCCUGCCGAACCGCAUCACCAUCCCUCUAGUGGGAGAAGCCCAGCUGGCUAACCUCCGCUUCCCAGUGCCAAAGGCCGUCCUGCGGAUCCACUUCAUCGAGGCUCAGGAUCUGCUGGGUAAAGACAAGUUUCUGGGUGGACUCAUCAAAGGCAAGUCGGACCCGUACGGAGUCAUCCAGGUCGGCACGCAGAUCUUCCAGAGCAAAGUCAUCCACGAGACGGUCCACCCCAAAUGGAACGAGGUGUAUGAGGUCCUGGUUUACGAACACUCGGCCCAUAAUCUGGAGAUCGAGCUGUUUGAUGAAGACACUGAUAAAGACGACUUCCUGGGAAGUCUGAUGAUCGACAUGAGCGAGCUGCAGAAGGAGCAGAGGGUCGACGAGUGGUUUGUGAUGGACGACGUGGCAACAGGGAAGCUGCACCUGAAGCUGGAAUGGUUAUCUCUGCUUCCUACACCUGACAAGCUCGACCAGGCGCUGCUGAGCAUCAAAGCCGAUCGCGGUCACGCUAACGACGGCUUGUCAUCCUGCGUUCUCGUCGUCUUCUUGGAUUCAGCCAGAAAUCUGCCGCGCAAUCCGUUAGAGUUCAACCACGCGGGGCUGAAGAAGGCCUCGGUCGGUAAGGCCCUCAAGUCUGGCAAAAAAGUGACCAGCGAUCCCAGUCCGUUCGUCCAGUUCAGAGUGGGACACAAGUCCUUCGACAGCAAGACCCGAUAUAAAACCAAUGAACCCGUUUGGGAGGAAGCCUUCACCUUCCUCAUCCACAACCCCAAAACCCAGGAGCUGGAGGUCGAGGUGAAGGACGAGAAACACGAGUGUACGUUGGGGACGUUGACGCUUCCUCUGAGUCAGCUGCUGGAGGCCAACGAAAUGACGCUCAACCAGCGUUUCCCCCUAAAGAACUCCGGACCGAGCUGCACUCUGAAGAUGAAGAUGGCUCUACGGGUGUUGUGCCUGAACAAGGAAGCAUCCUCACCCUCAGACUCCACCCCAUCAUCAGUGCAAGUCCGCAAGUCCAGCUCCUCCAGCUCCUCCAACCCGACCCCUCGUCCCUCCGUCUCCUCCGACUCCCCGAAGCCGCCACCACCUUCCUCCACCUCCGACAUCCCCCGCUCCGCCUCAGUGUCUGCACAGGACCUGCUGAACCGGCGGAGGGAAGCCGAGGAGAUGGCCCGGUCCCCUGGAAGCACAGACUUGGGGCAGGGUGGUAGAGGAGGAGGAGGAGGAGGAGGAGGUCAGAGCCUGGCGGAGACGGGGAGGAGCCACUCUAACUUGGCCAUCUCGGGCUCCCUGCAGUACCUGGCCGGAGGCAAGGAGCCAACGCCAAGCAUCGCAUCGGACAUCUCCAACCCUUACGCUGCCCAGGAGCUGCAGCAGAGACUACAGCAGCUGCAAAACGGUUCGGGCCCCAGUCAUUUCCCGCUGGGUGAGAUCCAGCUGACGGUCAGACACAGCUCCCAGAGGAACAAGCUUAUCGUCGUCGCCCACGGCUGCAGAAACCUAAUAGCGUUCACUGACCACGGAUCAGAUCCUUACGUCCGUCUCUACCUGCUUCCUGACAAACGAAGAUCGGGCAGGAGGAAAACUCACACGUUCAAGAAGAGCCUCAACCCAGUUUAUGAUCAGACGUUUGAGUUCAGCGUUUCUCUCGUGGAGCUUCACAGACGGACUCUGGACGUGGCGGUGAAGAACGGCGGAGGUCUGCUCUCCAAACACAAAGGCCUUCUGGGAAAGGUUCUGGUGGAUUUGACCCAUGAUGACAUCACUAAGGGUUGGACGCAAUGGUAUGAGCUGAGUGAAGACGGCGCGACGAAGCUUCACCACCUAUAAACAGCAACAACGAAGAAUCAUCAUCAUCAUCAUCAUCAUCACUAUCAUCAUCACUAUCAUCAUCACUAUCACUAUCAUAUCACCACCACACUUCCACUUCAUUCUACAGUACAACCUGUUGUUUGUUUUUUUUUAAUUUUUCAUUAUUUGUAAUUUGUUUUUAAAAAGAAAACAGAAAAAAGGAAUCAGUGAAGCAGCUUUGACAUUCAUUUAAUCACAUCAGUCGCAAGGCAAACCUCCCCUUUAAGAAGUGACAGGCUGAUAUCAACUAAAGGGAGUAUACACAACAUGUAGAGUACCAUAUAUAUAUAUAUAUACAGUAUAUAUUACACAAUAUACUGCAAUGGAAGUCUAUAUUCCAUAUUUAUAGAGGAAACUAUAAUGGCUUUAGAGGAAAAACAAUCUUCUUUUUUUUUUCCUGCCUCGAGUUAAAGAAAUGACACAUGUACAACUUUGUAAAUAUGUACAAUGAUGCUGGAUGAAACUGACGGUGUAUUCUGGGUAUGUGAGAGAAAGAAAGAAAGAGAGAGAGAUAGAGAGAGAGAGAAAGAGAGAAGUGUGGCCUCUUAUUUUGGCCAAAUGAUUGUUUUGUAAUUUUAUUUGAUUGAUUUUUUUUUUUUUAAAUGAGAAACAUUCUGGAUAAAGUUUCUGAUGUAAAGCGGGUGCAGCAGCAGCAGCAGGUCGGCUGUCGCAGGGGAAGACGCCACCAAAGAGACGCCAAUAUUUGAGUUUUUUUUUAUUGGCUUUAUUUCACUGCAUCAUAAUGUGUAUUAACAAAACUGAAUAAUAGCGGAAAUACACACAAAUACUGUGUUAAAUGUGAUGUCAGCACCACUUUUGUUUAAUUUGCUAUAAUACACCUGCUGUUACACUGAAAUAAGGCCAAUUUAAAGUGAUAUCUGUUUGUUGUUUUUUAACUGAAUAUUUGCACAUGUGUGUUUUUAAUCUGUCUGGGGAUCAUUUUUAGUUGCAGAUUAACCAAAAAAAAAGUAAAUCUGUAUUAGUGGGUAAUUUAUCUAAAAUAAGAAAACAGGCCUAAAUAUUUAACAUUAAAGUGUCAUAAAUAAUAAUAAUGAACAAUAUUUUAACAGUAACUUUCACCAUAUUGAGCUGUUGAUAUAUCUAAUGUAAUUAUCAACCACUUUUUAGCUACAGUAAAAGCCACCAUGUGUAAAACUUUAAAUUCAUGCACGUUGGCGCCCUCCAGUGGUCGUAUCAAAGAUUACGGCCACAAAUACACACAAUAAAUUAAAACAUUUUACAAUCACAAUAAUCUGCAUUAUAAUCGCAUUAAAAUUCUACACAUUGUGGCUUUAAAGAAGUAGAAAAAUAAAAGAAUUAUGACAUUUGUUUGUGGAGCUCGACAGUGUUUGUUGCUGAUAUCAAGUUAAACUCACUUUUUUUAUGAAUCAACUUUAGUCUUAACUUGUUUUAAAGUGUCAUUUUUCAACACGUCGCUGCGUCUAAUUUGUUGUAAUUACACACACAAAUAAAAAAAUAUGUGUAGUUUGGAACAAAACAUCGAUUCAUGUUAAAGAUGACAUUUAACUUUUUUUGUUUUAUGUGUACAUACACUUUUUUUUUCUCCACGCACAUCAUAUUAAACACUGCUUUGACUUUUCAGCACUCGUUUCAGAAGGUAUUAAUCACGGGAUUUACAUCUGUAACAAACACAUAAUGUAAACUGUGCACUUCUUGGUAUCAAACUCAAUUAAAUAAACGCAGUUAUUAUUAUUAUCAUUAUGUAUGCGGCACUACACAGCCAAAGAGCAGCAGUCCUGUGUUGACAACUAGUGUGAACUUUAAACAAAACACAAUAUAGAGACUUUUCUUCUUUGUGUUCAAAACAAGAAAGUAUUUUAUAUCAUCCGUGUGUAGACUGUGCUGUUUUUGCAUUUAAUGUCUUUUUUUAAAUUUGUGUUUUCCAAGCUUGUCCUGUGAUUUAAUCUGUAAAAGAAACAAUAAUUUUUGUCCGUCAAGCCGUCAGAUUUGAAAGCGGAUCCUCUGGGGUCAAGUUUGUCCUCUGAAAGGCGGGUUUGUCUUCUCCGUCUUCUUAAUUUAUCUCGUGCCUUAAAAAAUUCACAAGACCCAAGAGACAUUUACGUGUAAAAGCGAACCAACGAAAUGCUCUAACUUCAUGUUUUUCUCGUGUUUCAGAAACUUAAAUGUCUUUUAAAUGAAUAAAGAGCUUUGGCUGGCUAAGCAGCAUGAAGCUGUACAACA
Scomber scombrus (Atlantic mackerel) is the source of this 5105-nucleotide messenger RNA. Its product is annotated as extended synaptotagmin-2-like. The record is from RefSeq and is a predicted model, not a curated record. Gene Ontology annotation, molecular function: lipid binding. The transcript has 24 exons. Gene Ontology annotation, biological process: lipid transport. NCBI's taxonomy places the organism in Eukaryota, Metazoa, Chordata, Actinopteri, Scombriformes, Scombridae. The coding region runs from base 153 to 2882 and encodes 909 amino acids.